AUACCGUUGAUUGUUGGGUCGGAGCGUAUUGGUACGUGUUCCGACCGUGUCUACUUUUAACCAUGCUGCCACCGCCGAACAGCUGUUUACAGUGUUUUUUGAAUUUACCUCCCCCGUCCCACCAUGUAUCGCACCGCCCGGAAAGGUACACUGCGUAGCUGCUGCUGCCGUCCACGGUCUACCGUCUCUAACACAUAAAUUCCGAAGGAGACUUCAUUGUCCUCUCGGUCGCUGCCGCUUUCGGUCCGGCACCAUCCGACACCGUUUGCUCAUCCCACCACCGGUUAGUUUUCUUCUUCCGUUGGACGUUACACACCUCCCCUUCCCCUUAGUAGUCUCCACUAGUGCCACUUCCAUUGUCACUGUUACUACCGCGUUCAACAGGACAACUAACCGCUGCACUGACGACCUAGACUUUACCGAAGGUUUUGGGUCCGGUUGGACAUUGCCUUGUCUUCGGCCGACAGCCACGGUGAUUUCAGCAACGAUCGUGUUAUCAUCUGUUUAUGCAGUCUGCUGUUACCGAACAGCUGUGAGUGAGAGAGAGACAAGUGAGACAGUAAACGAUCGAGUAAGUGUUACAAUAUUGUUAUUAUUUUUCACUUUGGAGUGUGAGUACACUUAUUUAUUUCCCACGGCUGCUUACUCAUUGAUUUUCAUAAGCCAUGGAUGUGGAUGAUAUAGACUGCCAACAUCUCAUGGAAGCGGUCAAGAAUUUAAAUGUGGACGCUGACGAGAUGAGGGUUACACUAAACAACAGGAGUUGUAAUGUAUGUGUUGGAGUUGAUCAAUUAUGGAUUUGUUUGGAGUGUAGACAAAUUUUGUGUGGUCCUAAUGCUUUAGGACAUAAUACUGCACAUUAUGAAUUCCAUAAAAAUCAUUGCAUUUUUAUAAACCUUGAGUCUGCAGCUAUAUUUUGUUUCAAAUGUGAUUCGGAUGUUGUUCCUAAAAAUCAUGAUGACGAGCUUAAUAGAUUGAGACAAUUUAUUUUAUAUAACCAAGGAUCAAAUGCAAAUGAUACUAAAAAAAAUCCAAGAAAAAGGUCACCCCCUAAAAAAUCUACUAAGCCAAGAAAGAAGACUGGUCGUAAACGACGUUAUAGGUCCAAAAAAAAAACUGUUGGAUCUAAAACUGGAAUUGAUUCUACAGAACUAAGCGAAAAUGAUCCUGAAACUGUCAUGUUGAAAAAUGGACUUAAUGCUACACCAAAAAAAAUUAUUACCAAAAAAGCAGCAAAACCAAAAAAACCGAAAAAGCCUAUUUUUAAACGAGGUCCAAGAACCAAUAAAAAAGUUGGCAUAACUAAUAGCGGAAAUAAUUGUUUUAUGAAUGCUAUCUGGCAAGUUUUACGUCAUUUGAAGCCAUUUAUGUACUGCUUGAAAUUGUGUAGAACUGCUGAUGUAGUGUUUUAUAAUAACAACGAUAAUAUUGCUCAAAAAACCGUUAAGUUGACUAUAGGAGAAGAAUUGUGGAAAUUGUUAACAUCCUUAAUUGAUUGGAAACAACCUUCUGGCAAAAAAAAUCGAGAUUCUAUUUCACCAGCUGAUCUUUAUACAAUUGUUUGUAAAAUUAAACCUCGCUACAAAGGAUUUCAUCAACAUGAUGCUCAAGAGUUCUUAAUGUUCACUUUGGAUACAUUACAUUCUGAGUUGAGAGAUGAAAAAAUAAGAAAAUUAACUGAAAGAGGCACUGAAAUUGAAAAUCCAAAUAAAAUUGAUACUCUUGUGUCCGUAAUAUUUCGUGGAACUUUAUUGAGUGAGGUGUUUUGUUUGAACUGUAAUACUCCUUCUAGAACAAAUGAUCCAUUCUCGGAUAUUUCAUUGGAUAUUCCAGAUUAUAAGAAUAUUGAACAUACAGAAACAGAACCUCGUCCAGUUGAUCUUUUGACUGAUUGUUUAGCAAGAUACAUCGCUGUGGAAGAACUUAAUGAGAACAAUUUCUAUCUUUGUAGCAAAUGUGAAAGCCAACAAAAGUCCACAAAGAGAUUUUGGAUUAACUCUUUGCCUAAUGUGCUCUGUCUACAUCUCAAACGUUUUAGAUGGGAUACAAAUUAUCGUACUAAAGUUCAUACUCAUAUUAAAUUUCCUAUGAAUUCAUUAGAUAUGUCUCAAUAUUUAGACGAUGAUAAGAAGGAGACUCUGAACAAAGAUUCUUCAUAUAUGUUUGAUUUGAUAUCUGUUAUUGUGCAUGAUGGAGAAGGAGGUGGCUCUGGACAUUAUACUGCAUAUGCUUUAGAUGACAAGGAUGGUCAAUGGUAUGAAUAUAAUGACGAAAAAGUACAUGAAGUGGAUACUGCCAUGGUGGAGAAUUUACAAGCGUAUUUAUUAUUUUACAUCAAAAGAGAAAUCCAAAUGAACCUUAGUUAUUGACUAGAAAAAUCAUGCUAAUUACUGUAAUUAAAUGGAAAUCUGUAAUUUGAUUUUCAACUAUCCUUAUUAGAAUAUCCUUUAAUGUACAUAUAAGAAUAUCUUUCAAACAGUAUUCUUAUUCAGAAGUGUUUUUAUGCUUUAAAUGUCCCUGUGAGUUUUAAGUUUUUCUUUUUAACAAAUAAGUUUUUUUAUGUACAAGGAAUUUAUGUUAAAAAUGAUAUAUUAUUUUGAAUAAUGAUUUUUAAUUUAAAUAUAAUAAUUAGACAUGAAAUUCAAUCAUGUUUUGGUGACUGGCUUAAACUAUUUCAUUAU
Sipha flava (yellow sugarcane aphid) is the source of this 2681-nucleotide messenger RNA. Its product is annotated as ubiquitin carboxyl-terminal hydrolase 3-like. The transcript has 13 exons. The coding region runs from base 666 to 2369 and encodes 567 amino acids. Lineage: Eukaryota; Metazoa; Arthropoda; Insecta; Hemiptera; Aphididae. Gene Ontology annotation, biological process: protein deubiquitination. Gene Ontology annotation, cellular component: cytoplasm. The record is from RefSeq and is a predicted model, not a curated record. Gene Ontology annotation, molecular function: zinc ion binding; cysteine-type deubiquitinase activity.